Messenger RNA from Micromonas commoda, 2383 nucleotides. RefSeq names its product ATP-binding cassette superfamily. NCBI's taxonomy places the organism in Eukaryota, Viridiplantae, Chlorophyta, Mamiellophyceae, Mamiellales, Mamiellaceae. The transcript has a single exon. Gene Ontology annotation, biological process: intracellular iron ion homeostasis; transmembrane transport. Gene Ontology annotation, cellular component: mitochondrial inner membrane. Bases 1 to 2343 code for a protein of 780 amino acids. Gene Ontology annotation, molecular function: ATP hydrolysis activity; ABC-type transporter activity; ATP binding. The record is from RefSeq and is a predicted model, not a curated record.
AUGUCCUCCUCGUCGAGAGCGCUUCGACGCGUCGGGUCGCUGGCGUCGCGGGCGUUGGGGCCCGUGUCAUCGACACCAGCGUGGACUGGCGACGUCGGGUACUGGCGCGGGGUGGCCGCGAGAAAUGUCAUCUGGGCUCGAUCCGACGCGGCGAGCGCAUCGCGGGCGUGGACGCGCGGGUUCGGAGGCUUCGCGUCCGAAGUCACCGCACACGGGCGUGCCACGCGACUGGACCGGCGCGAACACCUCGCCUCGCGCCUCAGGGGGCUCGCGUCGGGGUCCCCCGCGCGGCGUUCCCCGACGCGGUUGGGGGACAUCCGCAGACUGUCCACCGAAUCCCGCGCGCUCCUCGCCGCAGCCGGGAAGGGCGGGGAGGACUCGAAGCCCCCGGAGGUUUCGUCCAAGGCGGCCGCGGCUGUUAAGAAGGCUGUCGCGGAUACGGAGAAGGACAUAGACCUCAAAAUCCUCCGCACCCUCCUCCCGUACGUGUGGCCAAAGGACAACCCCGAGCAUCGCACCAGGGUCGUGGGAGCCCUCUCCCUCCUGGUCGCGUCCAAGUUCCUCAACGUCGGGACACCCUUCAUGUUCAAAUAUGCGGUGGACGCGUUGGCGAUCGCGGGCGCGGGUGCGGCGACCGGGCCGGAGGCUGUCGCGGCUCUCCCCGCGGCUGUCAUCGGUCUCACCCCCGCGGCCAUGCUGGGUGGGUACGGCGUGGCCCGCGCGGGUGCCAACUUUUGCAAAGAGCUCCAAAACUCAGUCUUCUCCAAGGUGGCGCAGGCGUCCAUCCGGGGCGUGGCGCUGCGGGUGUUCGACCACCUGCACAACCUGGACCUGCAGUGGCACAUGUCCAGGCAGACCGGGGCGGUGACGCGGACCAUCGAGCGAGGGACUCGAGGUAUCCAAUUCAUCCUCAACUCCAUGGUGUUCAACGUGGCGCCCACCGCGUUUGAGAUUGGGCUGGUGUCCUACAUCCUUGGAACCAGGCUCGGGCCCGAGUUUGCGGUGCUCACCGUGGGAACCAUCGGGGCGUACGGGGCAUUCACCGUGGGGGUGACGCAGUGGCGCACCCAGUUCCGCAAGGAGAUGAACAAAAUGGACAACGAGGCUGGAAACAGGAGCAUGGAUUCGCUCCUAAACUACGAGACCGUGAAGUACUUCAACAACGAGGCGCACGAGAACAACAGAUACGACGAGUGCCUCAGGGGAUACGAGAAGGCGGCGAUAAAGACUCAGACCUCACUCUCCGCGCUCAACUUUGGCCAGAACGCCAUAUUCUCGGCGUCCCUCUCGGCGGCCAUGCUCCUGUGCGCGGGCGGCGUCGCGCGAGGGGAGCUCACCGUCGGCGACCUGGUCAUGGUCAACGGCUUGCUGUUCCAACUCUCCGUGCCCCUCAACUUCUUCGGCACGGUUUACAGGGAGACCAGGCAGUCUUUGAUCGACAUGACCUCCAUAUUCAAGCUCCUGGAGCAGUCAGCGGACGUGGUGGACAAGCCCGGCGCGCCCCCGCUGGUGGUCCCGCCCGGGGGUUUGGACAUUGAGUUUUCCGACGUCGGGUUUGGGUACGGCGGCGGUUCAAAGGCGGGGCGAGCGGAUAUCCUGCACGGGCUCUCUUUCAAGGUGCCCGCGGGUAGCUCCCUGGCGCUCGUCGGCGCGAGUGGCAGCGGCAAGAGCACGGUGCUCAGGCUGCUCUAUCGCCUGUACGACGUUCAGUCCGGUUCGGUGAAGCUGGGGGGCCAGGACACCCGGGAGGUUCAGGCCAGGUCGCUGCGCCGCGAGAUCGGGGUUGUGCCCCAAGACACCGUGCUGUUCAACGACACGAUCUACUACAACAUCGCGUACGGAAAGGAGGGCGGAGAAGGUGAGGUCACCGAGGCUCAGGUGCACGAGGCGGCGCGCGCGGCGGCGAUUCACGAUCCGGUUAUGACCAUGAAGGACGGGUACCAGACCAAGGUUGGGGAGCGAGGGCUGAAGCUGAGCGGCGGGGAGAAGCAGCGGGUUGCCCUCGCGAGGGCGUUUCUGAAGGGUGCCGGGGUCGUGCUCAUGGACGAGGCUACUUCUGCCCUGGACACCAAGACGGAGGCUGGUAUCAUGGACACCCUGGACAACCUCAUGAGCGGGAGGACCACCAUCCUCAUAGCGCACAGGCUGUCCACCGCGAUGCACUGUGAUAAGAUUGCCGUUCUUGAGGGUGGGAAAAUCGUGGAGCAGGGGAGCCACCAUGAACUCCUCGCGAAGGGUGGCAAGUAUAAGGAGAUGUGGGACGCGCAGGCGCACGGCGCGAGGGGCGGGGGGGACGAGCCGGACAACGAGAUCGACACGAGUGCGGACGUGGUUCUCAAGUGAGCAGUUGACAGGUUUCAGUUUUGUAACAACGUUUUGAUUC